Messenger RNA from Fusarium subglutinans, 453 nucleotides. RefSeq names its product 40s ribosomal s19. Gene Ontology annotation, cellular component: cytosolic small ribosomal subunit; ribosome. Gene Ontology annotation, molecular function: structural constituent of ribosome; RNA binding. The record is from RefSeq and is a predicted model, not a curated record. Lineage: Eukaryota; Fungi; Ascomycota; Sordariomycetes; Hypocreales; Nectriaceae. Gene Ontology annotation, biological process: translation; ribosomal small subunit assembly. Bases 1 to 453 code for a protein of 150 amino acids. The transcript has 3 exons.
AUGGCCGGCGGAGUUACCGUUCGCGAUGUCGAUGCGCAGAAGUUCAUCACUGCCUACUCUGCUUUCUUGAAGCGUCAGGGCAAGCUUCCCAUCCCCGGUUGGGUCGAUACCGUCAAGACUGGUCCUGCCAAGGAGCUCCCUCCCCAGGACAUUGACUGGUUCUACGUCCGUGCCGCCUCCAUCGCCCGCCACGUCUACCUCCGCAAGACCGUCGGUGUUGGCCGUCUCCGCAAGGUCCACGGCACUGCCAAGAACCGUGGCAGCCGUCCCUCCAAGCACGUCGAUGCCUCCGGCUCCGUCGACCGAAAGGUCAUGCAGGCUCUUGAGAAGAUCGGUGUCCUUGAGCAGGAUGAGGACAAGGGUGGCCGCCGCAUCACCCAGGCCGGACAGCGUGAUUUGGACCGAAUUGCCCAGACCACUGCUGAGGCCGAGGAGGAGGAGGAUGACGAGUAA